Messenger RNA from Scomber japonicus (chub mackerel), 1566 nucleotides. Its product is annotated as solute carrier organic anion transporter family member 5A1-like. NCBI's taxonomy places the organism in Eukaryota, Metazoa, Chordata, Actinopteri, Scombriformes, Scombridae. The transcript is spliced from 6 exons. Gene Ontology annotation, biological process: sodium-independent organic anion transport; transmembrane transport. The coding region runs from base 1 to 1368 and encodes 455 amino acids. Gene Ontology annotation, cellular component: membrane. The record is from RefSeq and is a predicted model, not a curated record. Gene Ontology annotation, molecular function: protein binding.
AUGAAAACAUUUGUUCGCCGGCAACAACAGUUUACGGUCAGCAACGGCUUGACGGAGCAGCGGAGCACCACAUGCCGGUGUGGUCGGUUGCUUUUAAUGGCAGCUGACAGCUUCUCCAGUCACAGGAAUGAGGACACGGUCCGUUACAUACCGGGACUUGGCCUGAGGAGACGUGUGAUCAUCGUGCCCAGCGCCGGCGUCGGCAUCGUCCUGGGCGGCUACAUCAUUAAGAAGCUGAAGCUCGGAGCUCGCGAGUCGGCCAAACUCGCCAUGAUCUGCAGCGGAGUCUCCCUGCUCUGCUUCUCCACGCUGUUCAUCGUGGGCUGCGAGAGCAUCAACCUCGGAGGAAUCAACAUCCCUUAUACCACCGGGCCGACUCUCACCAUGACCCAGAGGAACCUGACCGGAGGCUGUAAUGUGAACUGCGGAUGUAAAAUCCACGAGUACGCUCCGGUCUGCGGCUCUGACGGCAUCACGUACUUUAACCCCUGCCUGGCCGGCUGCAACAGCGUGUCCAACGACAGCACCGGGAUCAGAAACUACUCAGACUGCGCCUGCGUCCAGAGCCGUCAGGUCAUCACGCCGUCAUCCAGCGGUCAGGGAAGCAACCAGCUGCAGCUCGUCAUCGUCAAGACUUACCUGAACGAGAACGGCUACGCGGUGUCCGGGAAGUGUGACCGCACCUGCAGCACCCUCAUCCCCUUCCUCAUCUUCCUCUUCAUCGUCACGCUCAUCACUGCCUGCGCUCAGCCCUCCGCCAUCAUCGUCACCCUCAGGUCUGUGGCGGAGCAGGAGCGGCCGUUCGCUCUGGGAAUGCAGUUCGUUCUCCUCAGGACUCUCGCUUACAUCCCAACACCCAUUUACUUCGGCGCCGUCAUCGACACCACCUGCAUGUUGUGGCAGCAGGACUGCGGCGUCCACGGCUCCUGCUGGGAGUACGACGUCACCUCCCUGCGCUUCGUCUACUUCGGUCUCGCCGCCAGCCUCAAGUUCCUCGGCUUCCUCUUCAUCUUCCUCACCUGGUACUCCAUCAAGUACAAGGAGGAGCGUGUGGAGCGUUGGCUCAAGCGCCACCUGUCACCCGUCGACACCGUCGGCAGCCUCGUCUGCCACCCGGGGGGCCACAAGGGUCACGCCCGCACCCGCUCCUGCCCCGUCAACAUCCCUCGAAGUGACCCCAACGCUCUGCCGGUCAAUGCUACCCUGCGUUCAGGCGCCCUCAACCGUGGCGUCAGCACCCAGAGUUGCCCCGGCAACGAGCUGAAAGCAAUAACACCUACUCCCCCUGCAGUCUCACCGUCGCCUUCAGCGGCGCCUGCUGCCCCCACGCCGGCACGUUCGCUGGAACAUGUUUCAGUCCGUGUCUGAGUUACAGAAGCGGGGGGGGGGGCGGGCGAUGGGCCGACUUCCUCUUCUGUUCUGAAAUCCGGUCGGCUGUGGACCCGACUUAGAUUUUAGCUGCUGUCAAAGGCGCCGAUCGUCACAUGGAGGUUCUGCUCUCAUGUAUUUUUUUGCCGAUAAAACACUCAAAGUGGCUUUUUUUAAGUUUUGUCCGCACCAAUGACU